AUGAGGAUGACCAACAUGGUUGAAACGACGUCGACUUCGAACACCUCGGGGCUCCACGUUCAUCGAAACUCACUCUUUCAUAUGAGUUUCCAUUGGGGUCAUAAAUCCGAAAUCCUCUUCUCCGGUUGGCCCGGUUGCAGCUCCGGCAUGUAUGCUCUGGCCUUGAUCUUCGUAUUUGUGUUGGCAAUGAUCGUGGAAUGGCUCUCUUAUUGCAACAUCAUCAAGCCCGGGGCAAAUAAAGUCGCCGCCGGAUUCUUUCAGACGGCCAUGCACACAGCACGAGCAGGGUUGAGCUAUAUGGUGAUGCUGGCUGUCAUGUCGUUUAACGGCGGUGUUUUCCUCGCUGCCGUUUUUGGACAUGCGAUUGGGUUCUUGGUUUUCGGGAGUAAGGCUUUUAGAAAGUCGGGUGGAGCUAAGAAAAUGCCCAACCUUCCUCCAAGGAAGUAA
Messenger RNA from Hibiscus syriacus, 447 nucleotides. RefSeq names its product copper transporter 4-like. Gene Ontology annotation, molecular function: copper ion transmembrane transporter activity. NCBI's taxonomy places the organism in Eukaryota, Viridiplantae, Streptophyta, Magnoliopsida, Malvales, Malvaceae. The record is from RefSeq and is a predicted model, not a curated record. The transcript has a single exon. Gene Ontology annotation, cellular component: plasma membrane. The coding region runs from base 1 to 447 and encodes 148 amino acids. Gene Ontology annotation, biological process: copper ion transmembrane transport; intracellular copper ion homeostasis.